Colletotrichum higginsianum IMI 349063 is the source of this 1452-nucleotide messenger RNA. RefSeq lists its product as uncharacterized. The transcript is spliced from 12 exons. NCBI's taxonomy places the organism in Eukaryota, Fungi, Ascomycota, Sordariomycetes, Glomerellales, Glomerellaceae. The record is from RefSeq and is a predicted model, not a curated record. The coding region runs from base 1 to 1452 and encodes 483 amino acids.
AUGAUUCUCUGGAAUCUCGUCACUCUUUUCUCUCUGGCGGCCGAUGCGUCGCCGGUUGCACUCGUUCAGCCCAGCGGGGAAGAGUCGCAGGCGUUGGCGCUUCGCCAAGUCACCGUCGACAAAUGUUCUCCCUCCUCGCCAGAUGGAAUCCAGCCGGAAUGCUGGCAGGUCUUGGAAGUGAACAACCACCUGAACGACUGGUGGUCCAAGAACUCUGAAAGGUGCAAAAAGGCAAACAAAGGGUUUUCCCAAUGCUACUUGGACACGGCGGGGCUGAUCACAUGGAGUUGCGACUUCAUUUCCCUCAACGGGUGCACUCCGCCACCCAGCGGGCAAGACGACGAGUACGCGUCUUAUCAGGAAUUCUAUUCAGCUUGUACCGAAACGUCCUCUUCUCUGAGAACACAAACGCUGACGACUGUUCCUAUCCUAGCGAUCAAUCUCUUCUGGACCAACUAUCACCAGGCGCUUAUGCAAGGCCAGGCAACUGCCAUCGGUGCGGUGGCCGAGAUUGUCAAAGUCGUUGCCCCUCCCAAGACCAAGAAUGCCAAGACGCCGCUCUUUGCUCCCAUCUGGGCCAUCACAACUGGCCAGCUAGCUAUGCUAUUCCCUCCCCUCGGUGCUUACGUGUAUACGAGCAUGGCCCUCGCUUCUGUCCUGGGUGUUCUCGGCGGUGGUGCUGGUUUGGUCAACCUUUUGUUCCCCCCAAAGCAGGUCAACCCAGUUCCGUGGGAAGGGCUUUCGGCCGCCUUGUCCGAGCACGUGAACGAAUACCAAAAAAACGUCGGGGUGGCUUUGACUGCGAUCCAAACCGACUUCGAUAAGUUCUACGCCAUGACUUCGAAUGGCGGCUUCAGUCAAAAAUUCAGGACCAAUCUCCCGGAAAACACCGACUUCAUGUAUCACAACCUUCUCAAGUGGACUCUCAACGAGGCGCUUGAGGGGAUGGAGUACUUCGUCGUGAAGAAUCCCGGCGUUGAUCCGCGCAAGAUCCCGAUCGAUCCUUACGACUGUACUAACCUGGACCAAUUCAAUACUUGUGGCCCGAUUUGGUACGAUGGUAGAGAUUCCUACGGGCUUGCCAGAGCCAAUGACAUCGGCAUGGACCGCAUGAAGGAAAUCUUGGACGUCGCCUUCGCGAAGAACUGGACGACGCCGCAGGAGCUGUACAUUGACUCGCAGUCAUGCCGCGGGAGGAACGGCUCCGAGGCGUUUGAUGUCAAGGACCUGACGCUGAGCUGCGUGUCCAACCUCCCUGUGUGCGAGUUCAACUUCGAUUUCAAUCCGUUUGAGGUAAUGGACACCCGUUACAACCCACCGCAGUUCACGAAUUGCCCGAACAUGAGGGGGUACGGUACUCCUGGUCUUUGGAGCAACGAAGCUGGGGUUCCACUCACGUACCUGGGUCCCUUUUUGAUGGUCGACGUGAUUUACAACGAGAAGCAGGGCUGA